AUGUCUCUCCGACUGCUGGCAAAGGCGACCCCGAGGCAGGGCAUCCGUGCAAGCUCUCGCACCCUGCACUCAUCUGCUCUGCGUCGCAACGAGGCUGGAGGCUUCGGUAACAUCCUCGCAGGUGGACCCGCUCCCCCAGUGCAAGUCAAGACCAUAACAGAUGAAGGUAUCGAAUUAGCAGACGGCCUCAUCCUCCCCGGCGCGUCCAUCUUCUUGGACGGCAAGGUUUUCCUGUGGGAUGUCCCGCAGAAGCAGUGGGAAGGCUGGGAUAAGAAGCACUUCGAGAUAUUCGAUGUCGCGGUCCCAAAACCAGAGCUUUUGCUGUUUGGAACUGGGAGAAAGGUUGCAUUCGUGCCGCCCAUGCUCCGUCAGCAUCUCAGCUCAAUGGGUAUACAAAUUGAUGUAAUGGACACUUGGAAUGCAUGCUCGACCUACAAUAUGCUGGCUGAGGAAGGUCGACACGUAGCUGCGGCUCUCUUGCCACUGGGUGCAACUGCCCAGCCGUGGCGAUCUACACCAUCGCAAUGA
Messenger RNA from Rhodofomes roseus, 528 nucleotides. RefSeq names its product DUF498-domain-containing protein. Lineage: Eukaryota; Fungi; Basidiomycota; Agaricomycetes; Polyporales; Fomitopsidaceae. Gene Ontology annotation, biological process: mitochondrial respiratory chain complex I assembly. The transcript has 3 exons. Gene Ontology annotation, cellular component: mitochondrial inner membrane. Bases 1 to 528 code for a protein of 175 amino acids. The record is from RefSeq and is a predicted model, not a curated record.